CCUUGGAGGGAGGGGGGCAGGAAGUGGGGAGGGGGGCACCGAGAAAAAAAAAGAGAGAGAGAGAGAGAGAGAGGAAGAAGAAGAAGAAGAAGAAGAAGGCCAGGACUCGAAGAAACAAAGGCCAGGACUCGAAGCAGAAAUUAUCUCCUUGGCUAUUGGAUUGUGAUUAUUAUUAUUAUUAUUAUUAUUUAGAGAGAGAGAAAGAGAGAGAGAGAGAGAGAUUGGGGUGAAAGUGCAAAAGGAAGUGGACGGACGGGGCUGCCAUCUUGGAAAGAGAAAAAAAAAAAGCAACGCGGGAGGGGGACAAAGAAAGAAAGAAAGAAAGAAAGAAAGAAACACAGGCCUCCAUCUUGUGCCGAGACCCCCCUUCUUCUUCUUCCGCCCGCCUGUCCGUCCAUGGAGGCCCCUCCCCCCCCGGCGGAGGCCCCGCCCCCGGCCCCGCCCCCCUCAUGCUACACCUACCAGGUGAGCCGCCACAGCGCCGACCUGCUCCAGGGCCUCAACCAGCAGCGCAAGGCCGGCGGCCGCUUCUGCGACGUGCUCCUGCGGGUGGGCGAGGAGAGCUUCCCCGCCCACCGGGCCGUCCUGGCCGCCUGCAGCGAGUACUUCGAGUCCGUCUUCGGCGGCGGCGGCGGCGGCGGCAUCCACGAAGGUGAGGGCGGGGCAACGUCGUCGGCGUCGUCGGCGUCCUCGUCCUCGGUGCCGGCGUCGUCCCCCCCUCCGCCCGCCCCGCGCGCGCCCCCCCGGGAGCUGGAGAUGCACACCAUCAGCUCCAAGGUCUUCGGCGACAUCCUGGACUUCGCCUACACCUCGCGCAUCGUGGUGCGGCUGGAGAGCUUCCCCGAGCUGAUGACGGCGGCCAAGUUCCUGCUCAUGCGCUCGGUGAUUGACAUCUGCCAGGAGGUCAUCAAGCAGUCCAACGUCCAGAUCCUGGUCCCGCCCUCCGCCCGCCCCGACCUCAUGCUCUUCCGCCCGGCCGCCGAGCUGGGCUUCCCGCUGGACAUGAGCAACGGCAACGGCAUCGCCGGGAUGAGCAGCGACGACGGGGCCGCCCUGCUCACCGCCUUCCCGCCGCCGCCGCCGCCGCCCUCGUUGUCGUGCUCGCCGGGGAAGCGCGGGCGGGGCCGGCCGCGGAAGGCGAGCGUGCUGGACUCGGUGAUGUUCAGCGCCCCGGGGGGCCUGCGCGAGGCCGGGAUCCUGCCGUGCGGCCUGUGCGGGAAGGUCUUCACCGACGCCAACCGCCUGCGCCAGCACGAGGCCCAGCACGGCGUGACCAGCCUGCAGCUCGGCUACCUGGACCUGCCGGGCCCCCCCGCCCCCGCCCCCCCCCGCCCCCCCCGCCGAGGGGCCCGGCCUCGCCCAGCCGGUAGUGAGCCCGGCCGGAAGCGCAGCCGGACGCGCAAGCAGGUGGCCUGCGAGGUCUGCGGGAAGAUCUUCCGGGACGUCUACCACCUGAACCGGCACAAGCUCUCGCACUCGGGGGAGAAGCCGUACUCGUGCCCGGUGUGCGGCCUGCGCUUCAAGAGGAAGGACCGCAUGUCCUACCACGUCCGCUCCCACGACGGCUCCGUCGGGAAGCCCUACAUCUGCCAGAGCUGCGGGAAGGGCUUCUCCCGGCCGGACCAUUUGAACGGGCACAUCAAGCAGGUCCACACCUCGGAGCGGCCUCACAAAUGUCAGACGUGCCAGGCCUCGUUUGCCACGCGUGACCGGCUGCGCUCGCACCUGGCGUGCCACGAGGACAAGGUCCCGUGCCAGGUGUGCGGGAAGUUCCUGCGGGCAGCCUACCUGGCCGACCACCUGAAGAAGCACAGCGAGGGGCCCAGCAACUUCUGCACCAUCUGCAACCGCGGUUUCUCCUCUGCCUCCUACUUAAAGGUCCAUGUUAAAACCCACCACGAUGUUCCCCUUCCCCAGGUCUCCCGGCAACCGGAGCCCCUCCCGAAUGGGGCGGGGCCAGCCGCCUGCCUCCACAGCGCCAGGACCUAUGGCAUCAAAGGCCUGAAAUGCUCCCCUUUGGACCCGAUUGAGGGCGCCGACCCCGACCCCUACGGCGACCUCCCGGACGAGCUGAAGGCGGGCCCCGACCCGGACGCGCUGGAGGCGGUGGCGGCGGAGCGGCGCUUCCCGUGCGUGGAGUGCGGGGGGGUCUUCCGCUCGAAGGCCUUCCUGGCCAAGCACGUCCACAAGGCCCACCCGCGCCCGGCGGGGGGGUCGUCGUUGGUGUCGUCGGGGGUCGCGACCCUGGCCGACCUGGGGGCGUCGCCCUUCUCCCCGCAGCAGAGCAUGUCCCUCCUCGAGUCCUUCGGCUUCCAGAUCGUCCAGUCCGCCUUCGCCUCCUCCCUCGUCGACCCCGACGCCGACCCCUUGCACCAGGCCCCGCCCCUCGGGGGGCACGACAGGAAGUGACCCCUCCCCCCCAAAAAAUACGUUUGUUUUUCUAAUAUUUCUACAUAAAUAAACAACUUGAUUAAUUAACAUGUUGAGAGUUCGAAUCCUGAGUCCCUGCCCCCCUCCUGUUUGACCCCGCCCCUCCCUGUCAAUCAACAUUUUGAUUGACAGACGAGGGGAAAAAUAUGGAAAUAAUAUUAGAAUUUCAAUAAUAAUUCUUUAGGCCCCGCCCACUUCGUCACUCCACCACUUGACUCCUCCCUUUGAAAGGGGCGGGGUCACAUUUGAUUGACAAGCAAAAUUCUAGAAAUAAUAGUAAAAUGUUGAUUUUAUGCAUACCCGAAUUUCAGUCGCAAGUUAACGAUGGAACGUUAUCUUUCUUGUUGAUUAGUUGAUAUGAAUUUUCUAAUUAGUUAGCUAAUUAUGAACUGAAUAAUCAGUUCAACCGAUUAAUAGAAAUUAAUAUGAUUAAUUCAACUGAUAUUGAUUAGCUAAUUAAUUAGCGAUGGAUUGCAAGCUAAGUAGCUAAUUGAUGUUGGUUAUUGUAAUUAAUUAAUAUUAAUUAGGUAUUUAAGUGGCGGUUAAUCACUCGUUAAUUAGCCAAUCAAUACCAAUUAUUAAUAAUUUGUUCCUGAAUUCGCUAAUUAAUUAGCCAAUUAAUAAUUUUGUUGAUAGCUAAUUAAGGUUAAUUAAUUAUUGCUAUUCUAUUUUAUGGUUUUUUUCUUAGCUACUGAAAAGGAAUUAAUUUUUUUAGAUGUAUAAUAAUACUAAAUGGUUGAUUUUUUUGUCUUCCUUUUUAAUUAAUGGGAUUUAAUUAAUUAUUAGGAGGAAACGAUUAAUGUCUUUUAUAUUAUAUUAUUAUAUAUUAUAUAUGUAUGUAUAUAUUAUAUCUUAUCCCAAAACGCACUCGGGUUGGAAAAUAUAUUCCUGGUUAUUUGUUUUAAUAAGGAUUUUGUUUGUUUGGUUUUUCCUCUCUCUUUUUUUUUGUUUAUUUCUUGACAAAACAUAUGUAAAUAUAUAUUAAAAAAAUUGUGUUUUUUUCCCGGAGUUUUCAAUUAAAGGCUUUAUAUAAAG
Molecule: messenger RNA, 3465 nt
Organism: Anolis carolinensis (green anole)
Lineage: Eukaryota; Metazoa; Chordata; Lepidosauria; Squamata; Anolidae
Product: POZ-, AT hook-, and zinc finger-containing protein 1-like
Biological process (GO): regulation of transcription by RNA polymerase II
Cellular component (GO): nucleus
Molecular function (GO): protein binding; DNA-binding transcription factor activity, RNA polymerase II-specific
Source: RefSeq, a predicted model, not a curated record